AUGUUCCUGGACUGGAUUGCCCAGCUCGGGUUGCUCAACCAUGACCCAGUGUCCAAUGUCCUGGCCCGUUUCCCGCUGAAUGUCAAAAAGACAAUGAUCACAGAGGUCACUUCGACUCUGCUAGUCACCUCGGACUUGACUCUUCUCACCUCUAUGGCUCACAUGAAGUGGGCUAUGGAAGUCCUUGGUCAAGGAUUCGCAUUACCCCUGGAAGAACUGUCGAUCACUCAGGAAACAACACAGCUCUACUCUCAAUGGCUCUUUGAGCCGCAGAUGAGGCCAAUGGCCUUCAGGCAGGCGACAGGCACCGCUGACGAGCAGCUUCUCUAUCAGACGAUAUUUCAUCAUUACUCGCUACUAUUCCAAGUCCGGUCGACACUACCUCCAUCAUCAGGAUCUAACAGCUCGCAGAAUCAGCACCAUCGCCACACCUCAACAACAUUGCUCUCGACAGGACAUGCAGCUUCAGCAUUAUCGGCAUCGGCGGCGUAUCAUAUCACUCCUACACCCCAAGUACCCAUCGGCGUUCUAAUACAGCGGCACAUCGAGCUCUGCAAAAAGGUUCUCACGGUCCUCACCAUGGCAGGACGGCAACUCGGGAGCACCUUUUCGGAGGAGACGUGGGAGGUCCUACUCAAGGUCAUCCUCGGCAUUACCGACAGUCUACUCCGCGAGCAGCCCAAAACAUCGGCAGCGUUGCCAGAGCACGGGAAGAUGAGCGACGAUCUCUGUGAGCACCUGUUGCGAGUUUUGUUUGAGCUUUGGCUUCGAUCCAACAUUCGCCAAGUUCGCAUGUGGGAUGUCCUCAAGCAGUGCUUCCAGGGCUGGAUUCACCGGAUACCAGUCAUGCACCAAUGGGCCGCCAGCUCACUCGGACUCUGUCAGCGAGUCGUCAGGCUACUUUACGGACCAGGACAGGGCACGGAUGUCGUCAACUUGGCAGUGGGCGGGUACAACAUCGGGCUGGAUCUGCAGGCGGAUUUCGCUCUUUACGCUUGGCACAGAGUUAUUUACCUUCUCAAGAACCCCUCCGAGCUCGCACCCUCUCACUGCCUUGCAGCUGUCAACGGGAUUGGCAAGAUGGUGGAGACGUUUUUGGCCGUCGGCUAUACCAACAACCCAUCGACGAUCCCUGGAUCUCCACCGCUACCAUCAACUCCCACCGACAUAUUUUCGUCUUCAUCACUUUCACUUUCCAACCAUUCUACGCCCGCUAACUCCAACCCCAAAUCCCCGUCAUCGACACCGCCCAAACCGACAUCGCCAGAUGGCAACACCAUCAUGCACAUGUUUGGAUCCUGGCUCUUUGAAAUUGCUCUCCUCCAAUUCCCAGAAGCCGACAAACCCGCACCUCCAUCUCACUGGCAAUCGUAUCGGGCGCAUGACCAUGUGGAGAGCUAUACCGACGCUCAAGCGUCAGCUUUUGGAGUGUUGUGCAGGAUAUUCAGCAAGCGACAACCGACUUCAAGACCUUUUCUUCGCAUUUACACAGAACGGUUUUAUGAGGCGCUCUCGAUCGGACUUCGCAGCGAGUCAUCUCUUCCAACCAUCCUGGCGCAUUCGACUGAACUCUUCACCAGCGAACUGGAAGGCGUGAGGAUGAUGGUUCCCGACUUUGUGAUUGGUAUUCGGAUGGCAAUGAGUGGCAAGAUUCGAGUGACGACUGGAUAUCAGAGCCAGGAGAAGCAGAAGCAAGUUCUGGAGGAUUUGCACCUUGCGGCCUUGAAAGUCGCUGGUUGUAUCAUGUGUCUGCCCAACCACUUUGAAAAAGUUGAGCUCAAGGAAGACUGGAACCAAGGACUCUCCAAAUCAGCCAACAUUGGAUUCGAGGGCAAGGGCGCGCGUGAGGACAAGGAAAUCUUGGCCCAGCUGAUUAGAGUCCUUUACACAGCAGAUUCUCCUGCGGAUGGUUCUAUUCCGGCAUCAAAGCGAUUCACGACUCUAAAGUAUUACAUUCUGGAGAUGCUGCUGAACUGCUUGGAGACAGAGACGUCGUCGUUCAACUUGCGGUAUCUGCUUCACCUGAUCGAGGUCUAUGUCUUUGAAGAUGUCGCGUUCUGUCCAGGAUUGGUCGGUGUCGUCGUCAAGACCAUCCAAGAAAAGAUCGUGAGCAUUCAGGUUCCCGUUGAGGUGGCGCUCUCUGCGUUCGAUGUCCUUGUUGGAUGCGCUGGACUUUACGAACAUGUGCGGCGGGAUAGCAAGAGCUGCGCGCGUGAGUUAGUGUUGGCGCUGUGCAGAUAUGUGGAUGCUCUCCUAGCAAAUCACGGACAACUGCCAACAACCCAUCUCUUGGUAGUCCGUGCCUAUGAGUGUAUGCUGCAGUGGAUCUUAGCAGGACAGUGGAUCGUGGGCGACCAAGAUUGUCAUCUUGCAGUGAUCAGCUCCAUUGCCGCCGGAAUCCACAUCAUUGAACGCGUGGAGGAGUACGAAGCAUCUGUCGUCCCUCCUAAACCGCAGCAGGAAAAAAGACGAUGGGGAGGAGGCGCUGCUGGAAAUGCCAUGAUUUCGGCUGUUGGAGCUCCUCUGUCAUUGACAAAGCCAUCGACCAGUGGCGCCGCCAAGCUGUUCCAGGUCAACAACAAAUACCCAGGGCCAAUCAAGAUCCUCAGUCAGGAAUUGAAAAAGGACAAGGAGAGCCGCAAGAACCGAUCGGCCAGCUCAUCGAUUUCAGGACAGGUCAAGGCGUCUCGCCCUGACCUUACGGCAAUCCAGCAUGCUGCAGAGAUGACAAUGACCGUGUUCUCGAAUCAGCUCAGCCAUUUCCCAGUCUGGACUGACGACAUUGGACCGAGCCGGAUGUCGACCAUGUGGAACGAUAUUGCGAUGAAUCGAACGAGUUUGGUCAACAUCAAGGAGAACGCGGACUUUGCGUCACUGGACCUGCAGCAGCGUCACCUCCAUCACCAUCUUUCCACUGAAGCUGGUGGUUCCAUGGGUCCAGCUCGGUACUUUUUGCUGGACAGGCGCAUCAUCCUCGGUUGUUGCGAGGUGUCACAACUUCCCGCCAGCCACCGCGACUCUGGAAGCUUUGUGGACGAUCGUGGGCCGUUUGUUGUGGUCACCAUGCGAGACUCCAAUGGCAAGAACUCUUGGAAGUUGCGAGUGAGUAACAAGGUCACCCACAACGGUAUCAAGAAGAGCACACGCGUGGAGGGAGAUUGCGAUGGACAUCACGGACUCAAGGAACAGAAUGGACACGUCGACCCAGCGGGUGCUCAGGAUGAAGAGGCCGACACGAUUGCUUAUGGUCAGAGACUUCGCGUUAUGGCUAUCGAGGCUGCGGAUGAAGCAGGGAUUGGACUGAAGCAGUAUGUGCGUGCUACCAAGAGCUUGACGAACCCCAAGGUCACAGUCGAUCAACCAGAGACACUCAGAGCAGAGGCAGUGCCCAAGUCGGCCUUUGACGAAGGAGAACUGGAAGUACCCCCAUCAUCCCAGCAGGCCACCCAAGCUUCAGGGUCUCAUGUGUUCAGAAUAUUAAUGGCGCAGAUGGGAUACCUUUCCUUGGAGAACCGCUCACGCAUCAUGCCGCUGCGCCUCUCAGAGCGACUUUUAGCAGAGCUGCAGUUCCUCGACGGCCUCAAAGAGAGAGACUGUAUGGGCGUGAGUGUUUAUUUUGCACAGUCUGGAGACAUUGGUUACGAUGAGUUGAUUCAUGGAUCGCCAGCAGGCUUGUCCAAGGACUUUUCGCGGUUCCUCGACUGCCUUGGAUGGCCGAUUCAGACUGAGACGCAUUCAGGAUACCUAGGUCAACUCAACAAGGACGUCUGCCAUACAACACCCUAUUUCGCGGACCGCAACUGUGAGGUCAUUUUUCAUGUCCCCUACCUGAUGCGUCCAUCAAGCACCGAAGUUCCGUACCUGCAGGACCAUCGACUUGUCGACCAAUUCCGGUCGGUGACGAUGCAUGACCAAGUAGCGGUUGUCUGGGUUGAGGACCGGGAGCGGAUGGUCAACUUGUUGCCGUUGAUUGACCAGAACGUUAUGGUGUUUAUCUUGAUCCACCCGCUGGAGGGCGAUUCUGCGGGAGGGCUAUUCUGGAUCCGAAUUUUAAUCCAAGGGUCUCAUACGACAGCGGGGUCAGUCCGACUGGCGGCCAACCCGUUGAUGAUUGGACCCUUAGCGGAUGGGAUGCUUGUGUCGCGACACGCGUUGGGCAGUCUAGUCCGCAACACGGCCAUAUCUGCGGACAAGGCAUGUCGACUGAUGGGUGACUUUUUCACGGAGCCGAGUGCGGUGCGUGCGAGGUAUAUCCAGGAAGUGCUGCAGACACAUCAAUCUGAGGAGCCGGACAGUAUUUCCGAGUUCUAUCGAACCAUGUUUGCGACGUAG
Molecule: messenger RNA, 4332 nt
Organism: Linnemannia hyalina
Lineage: Eukaryota; Fungi; Mortierellomycota; Mortierellomycetes; Mortierellales; Mortierellaceae
Source: the annotation of a GenBank genome assembly